ACACGCCAACGACGAAUUCGAGCAAACGGCAGCCACUCGAUGGGUGGGUGCCCUGUGAAAACGACUCCGCUGAAGGAGACUCCGAUCAAUCGGACAAGGAGGAGUCCGACUGCCAAAGAGAAAAAACGAAACUUCACGAGGACUCAAACAGAGCUCCAGCCAUCGCCAACGGAGCUCAGUUGAUCCGACCAGUGAUUGGAGUGUCGUUUGGGGGUGUGACAUCAGGGGUGUGUUUGUGUUGAGGCGGGGCAGUGCCCUUUGGCUGGCCAAGAACACGGGAAGGAUUCCCUACCGCAUCCGACUUUGGUUCCAUAUUGUCAUUUGUAGUGUGACCUUCUCCACCAACUAACGCCAUGGCUGUGAUGGGAUUGUUGAUGCCUGUGGCGGGCCUGAUCAAGGUCCGCUACCGUGGCGCCAAAGCGGAUAUCGAUUCGCCAUUCUUCAAGUUGCACUAUCGCACGUCAGCCACGUUUUGCUUCAUCAGUUGUCUUCUGGUCACUGCCAACGAUCUCAUUGGUUCCACCAUUGACUGUAUCAGUGGCACCAUCCCUGGCAAUGUUCUCAAUACAUAUUGUUGGAUUAUGUCCACUUUCUCCGUGCCGAGUAAACCGGGUGGUGUCCACGGCGAAGACUAUGCCUAUCAGGGUGUGGAGCCCCUUGGAGAUCCCAAUGAUCGAGUGAUUCAUGCCUAUUAUCAGUGGGUGCCAUUUGUCUUGUUCUUCCAAGGGUUGCUCUUCUAUUUCCCCCAUUGGCUUUGGAAGACGUUCGAGGACCGCAAAUUGGACAAAAUCACCAGCGGACUUCGCGGUCGGACACUCUCGUUGGAUGAACGCAAGGACCAAUGCUCGAUCUUGGUCAAAUAUGUCACGGAAACGUUUCACAUGCAUAACUUCUAUGCAUUCAAAUACUUCAUUUGCGAUAUACUAAACUUCAUCAAUGUCAUCGUUCAGAUCUACAUGAUCAACGCCUUCCUUGGCGGAGUAUUCAUGGCUUAUGGUUCGGAUGUCUUGUAUUGGUCAGAAAGUGCGUCUGAAACCCGCACUGAUCCCAUGAUUGAUGUCUUCCCAAGAAUCACAAAGUGCAACUUCUACAAAUAUGGUCCUUCUGGAACGAUCGAGAGACAUGAUGCCAUGUGCGUUCUGGCCUUAAACAUCAUCAACGAGAAGAUUUACGUGUUCCUUUGGUUUUGGUACAUUAUCUUGGCCGUCAUGACCUCCCUCUACCUUCUGUAUGUUCUGGCCGUGGUCGCUGUUCCCUCCAUGCGACGAGUUAUGGUGGAGAGAAAUGCCAAAUUUGACAUCAAGCUUAACAGAGACAAGGCUUUGAAGCAGAAGGAAAAGAUGGAUAUUCUCAUGCGCAAAGCCCAAAUGGGGGAUUGGUUUGUCAUUUUCUUGUUAAGCAAGAACUUGGACUCUAUUCUCUUCAAGGAGUUCAUCGUCCAAUUGGCCGAUAAACUCAAAACUGACGCAUAGGAUGAACUUAUCUGGGAUACGGAUCCUAGCCAGGUGCUAUUACAAGCCGAGGUCAAUUCAGACUCUGACGAUGAGGAUCCUACAACCGCCGAGGAUGACCCAUUCCUUGCCACUCCACCCCCUUACUCUCGAAGAGAUCACCCUAGUGCCCCCUCCCCUCGCGAUGACCCACCCCAUUCGCCUUCUCCACCCCUGCUCCCCGAUCCCGAUUCCGACGCCUCAACCACCGUGUCGGUUCAUUCUACCGAAGUUUGAGUGCCAAUCUUGGAAUCUCAAUCAAGCAAAGACCCCUGUCUGAAAGGAAAGUUCCCAUCAAACGACAAUCAUCACCAUCAGGAUCAUCAGCAACAUAAUUAGCACCAUCAUCGUCGUCGACCUCGCCGCCGAAUAAGCCGUAUCCUACUCAGAACCACUCAAGUUGCAACUCUUUUUCGACAUAAUUUUAUCCUUUGACAAGUACUUGCCCAAGUACUUGAGUAGCAUACCCUAAUUCCAAAUUGAAGUCAUACAUUAACCAAGACAAGAAAGAGCCUUGAAUGAAAAUCAA
Tigriopus californicus is the source of this 2019-nucleotide messenger RNA. RefSeq names its product innexin inx3-like. Gene Ontology annotation, molecular function: gap junction channel activity. The transcript is spliced from 7 exons. The record is from RefSeq and is a predicted model, not a curated record. The coding region runs from base 354 to 1472 and encodes 372 amino acids. Gene Ontology annotation, biological process: phototransduction. NCBI's taxonomy places the organism in Eukaryota, Metazoa, Arthropoda, Copepoda, Harpacticoida, Harpacticidae. Gene Ontology annotation, cellular component: gap junction; plasma membrane.